UGAUUUAAAAACCCCACAGGUACUGCUGUCGUCCCGUUGAGGUAACAGAGGCGGUAUGUCAGAAAGAAAUACUAGUUAUUUGUAGUUAAGACAGACAGCUGACUUAGAAUAAGUAAGACUCUGUUUUAUAGAAAGAAGAUGGAGUUUGAGACGACGGAGACUGUACGCUCGACACCAAGCCGCCAUGAGAAAAGUUUGGGGCUCCUCACGAUGAAGUUUGUCAGUUUGCUACAAGAAGCGAAGGAUGGCGUCCUUGAUUUGAAAGUGGCUGCAGACAGCUUGGCAGUGAAGCAGAAGAGGAGGAUAUACGACAUCACCAACGUACUGGAAGGAGUGGGGUUGAUCGAGAAGAAAAACAAGAACAUAAUCCAGUGGAGGGGGGAGAACUCAGGCAGCCAAACUCAGGAGGUGCUGGACCAGGUGAAGGGUUUGAAAGCCCAAAUCUCUGAGCUGGAGGCCCAAGAGAAAGAGCUGGACAACCAGAAGGCAUGGCUAGAGGAGAUCAUCAAACACCUUAACCAUGACCCCAUCACUAGCACUUAUAAAUUUGUCACACAUGAAGACAUCUGCAGUGCCUUCAACGGAGACACUGUUCUUGCUGUCGUGGCUCCUGCUGGUACCCAGCUUGAGGGCCAGACUGGUCAGAAGAAGUACCAGGUGAAUCUACACAGCCACUCGGCUCCCAUCCAGGUCCUGCUCAUCAACAGGGAUCCACACUCCACAAUACCUGUGGUCUUCUCUUUGCCACCCACUGAUGACAUCUGUCCAAUGCCAACUCCACCCAGCACCCCCGCCAGCCUACAGAGGUUCCCUCUCUCAACGUCCGUGUACUCCACCUCCAACAGCACCUGCUCGUACUGUAGCCAGGACUCUCUGUGCUCAGACCACCAGAUGGUGCUGCCAGAGCAUGAUGAAGUGCUGACACCAUCAUCCACCCCUCCUGAUGUGCAGAUGGAGUGUCACAGUCAGUCCACAGCAGUGUUGGAGCAGCAGCAGAUGGACCUAGGGGGCCCAGAGUUCCAGUCUGUACUGGACGUGAGCGGCCUGCUGAAGCUCAACGCUGCUGGAGACCACAUGAAGGACGACAGAGAGGAAGCUGUCGACCUGAUUGAUGAGCUGAUGUCCACAGAUGGAAUAGACUACAGCUUCAACCUGGACGACAAUGAGGGAGUGUGUGACCUGUUUGAUGUGCAAAUCCUCAACUACUGAUGACUGACAGCACCUCUGCAGUACUCAGGAGGCACUUUUGCCUCUCUGUAAGGAUGCUUUAAAGAUGCCUUUUCCCAUUUUUGUUAUAAUUGCACAGUGAUACUAUACUAUACUAUUGUUAUUUAAAGAAAAAAAACCUUUACACACAUUCAGGCUGCCAGACAGCUUCACUUUACCACACUGGCCUUAUGCUUUCAGCCAACACAAAACAAAGUAAACUAAUUCACCAUGAGAUAUUUAUGUAAUUUUCUGGGUGAAUAUCUACGGCGUAGCAGAGAAAUGAGAAGCCAGGAGAAAUCCUUCAGCCUCCGACUGCACUUUUGCAUGUCUGUAUCUUUGUAAUGUUCCACAUCCUGUGGAUAUCUGGGACUUGACAACUGCUCUAUUCGCCGCGUAUGAACGGUUGGGACUGUGACAGUGUUUGCCUUCACAGGAACUGGUAAUAACACAGUAUUGGCUCCUUUCUAAUAUUACAUACAGGGUUGAUGGUCUCGUUCAGGGUAUGUGAGUAACUUUCUGUUCAUGGAAAGUGAUUGUAUAAAAACCUACCCAGUGCUAUAGUUAUAUUUGAUAAAUGGCAUAUUGUAUUUAAUGAGUGAAUGUUUCGGUUAUGUUUCUUGACUUUGUUCUCAUGUAAAAAUGCCAGAAAGAUUUCAUUUCUAAAUUAUUGUGUCACUGCCAUUUUAGGCCUCUAAUUUUUUUAAUGUUUUGCAUGAAGAGUUAUAUAUUUGAAUAACUAAUCUCUCUUUUCUCUCUCUCUUUUUUUCCUUUUUUUUAAUUUAAGAAAAAAUAUUCUUGGUUCUAGUUUGUUGAAACUGAAGCUGGUUGAGUGCCUUAAUUGUAAUUUAAGAAGUGAAUUAGCCAUAUUUGUGAUUAAAAUAUGAGAUGUUAAGAGCCAUAAGUGGCCUUUUUGUAUAUUUAUAGUUUACUUUCACGGCAAGAAGUCAUGUUUUUGUUACAUUUUGUUGUUUAUUUGCACAUUUUUUAAAGUUUUUUCAAUAA
Molecule: messenger RNA, 2211 nt
Organism: Epinephelus lanceolatus (giant grouper)
Lineage: Eukaryota; Metazoa; Chordata; Actinopteri; Perciformes; Serranidae
Gene: e2f5
Product: E2F transcription factor 5
Biological process (GO): regulation of transcription by RNA polymerase II
Cellular component (GO): RNA polymerase II transcription regulator complex
Molecular function (GO): DNA-binding transcription factor activity, RNA polymerase II-specific; RNA polymerase II cis-regulatory region sequence-specific DNA binding; protein dimerization activity
Source: RefSeq, a predicted model, not a curated record